AUAAAAAAAUCUUUUCUUCAGGAUGAUUGUAGAGGUGUGGUUGUUUGUGGCGAGUGUGGUGUUGGCUGGGUGGGCGUACUCCAGGUGGUGCCACAACUACUGGUCGUCCCGAGGAAUCCCCACGCCUCCCUAUCUUCCCUUCCUCGGCCACAUGCACAGGCAGUUAUCUUGGUCAGUGCCUCGAUGGAUAUUUUUCGACGAGGUUUACUACAGGUAUCGCAGUGCUAGAGUCUGCGGAUUAUACGAGUUUCAUCGUCCAGUUCUGAUGGUUACAGAUCCUGACCUUCUCAAAAACAUCCUCGUUAAGGACUUUGAUCACUUCGUUAACCGAAGGCCUUUUCUGUCGGAAAAAGGAAGUAUUGUGAACGAUAUGCUUGGUAACCAAGCUGGAGAUGAUUGGAAGUCCCUGCGGUCAGUUAUGUCUCCUACAUUCACGUCAGGCAAGAUGCGGGGGAUGUUCCCCAUCAUCUGUGACAAGGCUGAUGCUCUCGUCUCGGUGUCUCUUAAAGAAGCUGUUAAGAAACCCAAUGUUGAUAUGAAACAUAAUUUUGGACGCUUCACUAUGGACGUUAUAGCUGCCUGUGCUUUUGGUAUUGAAUGUAAUUCUCUCGUGAAUGAGGAUGCAGAGUUUGCUAGAGUUGCAGACCAAUUCUUUUCAUUUUCAUUUAUAAGGGUUUUGAAAUUUACCCUUUUGAACCUUUCUCCAAAGUUCUAUAGCGCUCUGGGAUUAAAGAUAGACCCUCCCGCCGUGAAAUUCUUCACAGGUGUGGCUGAGGAAACUAUUAAAGGCAGGAAGGCUGGCCAGAGACGAGGGGACUUCCUUGAUCUCCUUCUAGACGUAAGAGCUGGACAAGAUCAUUCCACACCUACUGCCCACAAAUCAUCCACCGACCUCAACCAGUCAACCACCAGAUCCCAAAAUUUAACUGCAGCCAGCAAUCGGACCACAAUCCAUGAGUCAGCACCCAUCAAUGAUCACUCGUCAACUACAUAUUAUUUGAAUGCAACAGAUAAUGAUUCAAGUGUUACCAACGGCUCGACAACAGCCAAGAACCACUCCACCGCAGCUUCAUCUAAAAAAGUGCUGACGGACAGAUUAAUUGUGGCCCAGAGUGUGUUGUUCCUGGUCGCCGGCUACGACACAACAGCUUCCACUCUGGCCAUGACGUCCUUUCUGCUGGCUAAGAACCCCAUACACCAGCAACGUCUCCGCCAGGAGAUGCAGCAGAUAGUUGAGGAACAUGGCAACAUUACCUACCACAGCAUCAUGGAAGCCAAGUUUCUCGACGCUUGUCUCAUGGAAUCGUUGAGAAUGUACCCUCCUGCAACUUUUAUAGAACGGCAGUGCACCAAAACCUACAAGUUGCCUGGGACUAAAAUAACUUUACAUCCUGGUGACCUGGUGACCUUCCCAUUCUGGAGUCUGCAUCGGGACCCACGCUACUGGCCCGAACCAGAAAUCUUCCGGCCUGACCGCUUCCUGCCAGAAAACAAGGCCAACAUUGUCAACUUCACUCACAUGCCCUUUGGAAUGGGGCCCAGAAACUGCAUAGCCAUGCGGUUCGCCCUGAUGGAGGCCAAGGUGGCCCUUGCCAAGCUAAUAUUGGCAGCAGAAUUAAGUCUUCAGAAUGAACAAGAGGAACUGAAGCUAGCCGUGUCUCCUAUCAUUUUAAGACCAGCAAAAGGAAGCGUCAAUCUUGUCAUCAGGCCCGUAGCUGCCAGCCCAAAGAAUUAAAGAAACUACAAUCUGCCACAUGAAUCCCACAAUUUGAACAUAUUACAGCGUAUGCUAAGUGACUCUCCUUAACAAAAAUAACAUUUAUGUAAACCACGGGGAGAAGUCGUCUCGUGGCUGAAGAUAACAUGAUUCAGAUAAUCAUCUGUUGAGAGAGAGCUCGGCAAACAUGCUUUCUCUUCACAAGGGCUGAAUUGUUUCAUUUAUAAAUGACAAAAUUUUCUUUGUCUUUUCGUAUUCAUAAAUCUAAAUUAUCUAAGAUUUGUCUUUUAGUUUUCUUAUUUUUUUUGGACAUCUCUGGCUACUUUGAUGAAUUUUCAUUUUGGGAACUCUUCCUAAUUUCUAAUAAGCAUGUUAACAUCUUGAUUUUUCUCUUAAGGCUUUUUAGUGCUAUUGUAAUUUAUUGUAUGGAAAAAAUUCCCAUUUAAUUAAAUAGUAUGGGAUACUUAUUCUAUUGGUCUCGAAUUUGAAAUUGAGAUAUAAUACUAUAUCAUAAUCUAAUGACAGGUCACGAUAUAAUGGAGUCAUGUCACAUGUCUUGGACAGUCCACUUCUUAGGGUCCAGUCUGCCUUAUCAAUACUUUCCAUGUAUUUCAAUAACCAAUUGUAAUCUCCUUUUGAAAACUUGGUGUAAUAAUAUAAUUUUAUGUUGUUUAACUUUUCCAAGCUAUGUUAAACAAAACUUUCGUUAUGAACAGUUUUCUAACUUAUUCCUAUUCCAAUAUUAUUUAUUUGUGUCUACCUGUUGAUCAGCACCUUGCAUUACAGAUUGAUUUACUUGGGCAAACUGCCUUUACCUGUUCUUGGCACAGUGAAAUCUGCUGUAAUUAAAGUCAUCUUUAACAUAAACAUUUUAGGACCAAGAUGCAGCUCAUCUUUUUCCUAAUAUGAUGUCCAAUCCUUGUGCAGAGAUUAUUAUUAUUUUCAUUCAGAUCAACCCAAUUUAUUCUGUGAGUUUAGUUCAUUUCAUUCUUGAUUCCCUGUGUGGCCCCGAGUAAUAUUUUUUUUUACAAAUACUGCUACUUUCCCUCGUCAUCAAAUUUGUUUAUGUGAGGAACAGUUUCCUUUAUUUAAAAUCCUUAAUUAAAACAGGGUCCUUUAAUUAAAUAUUAUUAUUUUUUUUCAAUAAAAUCUAUUGUUUUUGUUCUGAGAGCUGCCAAAAAAAAUCUGUAUUUUGAAAAAAAAAACAAGAAACAGUGGAAGGGCAAUGAACUUUGUGUUGUAUUUCCAUUUUUUUAUAUCCAAAACAACCACUCAUGCGAUUGCUGAGUCUUUCAUAAACCAACCCACUAAGCCAGAGUCUCUUAUGUUGACCUACAUGACCUACAAUACUCUUCACCCUUUUUAAAAAAUAUAAUUAUGCUUUAUGA
This is a messenger RNA of Procambarus clarkii (red swamp crayfish), 3105 nucleotides long. Lineage: Eukaryota; Metazoa; Arthropoda; Malacostraca; Decapoda; Cambaridae. The record is from RefSeq and is a predicted model, not a curated record.